AUCGUCAGCUUUACGACCAUUACAGUGACCGGAGAAAUGUAUGUACUGUAGAGAAUGUGUAAUUGUAAGGAUGAUACCUAAGAAGUUCAUUUACUUUGGAAGAUGGUAGUUACAUUUGAUGAAUUAAAUUAUUUUUUUCCCCCACUUUAAUCACUAUUAUGUAUUAUGAUGUACAUUUAUUGCAAAAGAGGUUUGGCCUGUAAUUUCAUAUGGAGGAACUUUUGGGGUAACUGUUAUUUUUGUUAAAUUAUUAGAUGAAAAUAUAUGUAUUUGGCAUGUACUCAUGAACACUGGUCAUGAUCUUUGGAUAUUUACUCUCAUUCAAAUGUCACUGUACCCCACUAUGAAGCACAUUGUAGAGGUUUCGACUCCACUAAUUACACACACAAUGCUAAGUGCAUACUCACACUGGCAGAAAAUAUGUAGAAAUAGUCCCAGUUAAACAGUGUUCAUAACACUUUAUUAUUAACAACAAUUAUAUUAACAAAAAAAAAAAAUCCAUCGUUGUAAGGAACUGUGGAGCACUUCUUAUCAACAUGGUUAUUGUAAUUAAAAGUAUAUUAUAUAGAUGAUGAUUGUAUCAGCCUAAUGAAACACUUCUGAUUGUAUUUUCCCUGUUGGAUGCGACUAUUUUCGGGUAAAAUGGGUAGUGUACAUAACAUGAUCUCAGUUUUUGUUUUUUAUAACGUCUCCCAUAUUCAGUGUGUUCAUUAAAUAAAGUGUUUCACGAUGUAAAGUGUGCAUACAAACACAUUAUAUUUGGUAAUUGAUGUCAUUUAGACACAUCAGUAAUCCCCAGUUCUGAGUGUCCCCCCCCUCCUGUGUAAAAUGGUACACUCCAGUCUCUCUGAUGUUAACCCAUCUGCCUGGAGGGCACGAGCAUGAGGCGAACAGCGGGUCCGGGGGAAUAACAGCACCAGGUAGUUUAUGUGCUUUUAUUUGGACAAUGAGAUUUAUACCGAGUCACUGGAUUCCAGUCGUACUUAUUUCAGGGUUGACUUGCGACUGUGUUCACGUGACGGUAAAGGAUGAGAAGAAGUUUGCCAUGCUGUUUUCCUCGGUGGUGCUGCAGUGCCAGUACAAAACCCAAUCCACCAAUCUCCCUACGGUGCAGUGGCAGUACAAGUCUUACUGUACAGACCGAACCAGAGAGUCGUUCACCUUCCUUGAGACGCUGGGAGUCCAUGGCUCUAAUCUGGGGGCCAAAAGCCACUUGGACUGCUCCGAUGCAAGUCGUACUGUCCAAAUCGUGGCCUCCAAGCAAGGAAACUCCUUGACCCUGGCUAACCAAUAUAAAGGCAGAGAUAUCUCCAUUAUCAACAAAGCAGACCUUCGUAUCGGAGCGCUACAUUGGGGCGACAGUGGCGUGUACGUCUGUAGGGUGAUCAGUAGUGAUGAUCUGGAGGGCAAGAAUGAAGAUCAGGUGGAGCUGCUGGUGCUGGGUAAGACAGGUGUGCUGAAUGACGUGCUGCCUGAGUUUGAGCUGGAGGUUAUGCCAGAGUGGGCGUUUGUAGGAUCUGUAGUCGUGGGUAGCGUUCUGCUUCUAGUGGUGCUUGGAGUGUGCUGGUGUCAGUGCUGUCCUCACUCCUGCUGCUGUUAUGUACGUUGCUGCUGCUGCCCUGACACGUGCUGUUGUCCGAAGCACUUAUAUGAAGCAGGUAAAAAUGCUAAAAGUGGUGGACAACCUCCUCAGAUCGCCAUGUAUCCACCAUACUAUGGUGUUCCCAUGGUUCCUCGAACAGCACCUUCUCUGAUUGAGCCUAAGGUGCUUGCGGCGCCCCCCUCUGUGGAGAACAACACAGCUAGAGUGGGCGGCGACUAUUGUCUCCAGGCCAGCCCGGUUCAGGACGCAAUGAACGACAUAUACUGCAUAGAGAGGGACCUGGCAAAGUUCCAUACGGCCAAGUGGACAGGUCACCCAUCUGGCAGUGUAUCAGAGCUAAGCUCCUUGCAUGAUGGCGAUGUGGACUUCAGGCAGACCUAUAGGCAGGUGCAAAAGAAAGCUCUGCCUCCAAUCAGAGACCCCAGCAACGAGUCACAGUUCCACACAGCUUCCACAGCUCACAGACUCCGUCCCACACACUGUCGAAGCAGUCGCACUGAAGAACAGCCUGAUAGCCGGUGGAACUGCCGCUCGGAGCACCUGCCCAGGAAGGCCUUUGACACCAGGGGUCGCACGGGGUCUCUGGAUGAACUGGAGGAGUUUGCGAGGAACUAUGGGCACCGAGCUGGAAGGAGGGGUGACUUUCAUGAUUUCCGUGACCCCGAGCAAGAUUUUGACAUGGAACUGAGGUGCCAGAAUGAGUACAGGCCACGUGGUUUCCGGAAUGAUGAUGAUGAUGAUGAUGAUGAUGCUAACUGGCGGCGCCAUAGCCCUCCGUUGCCCCCACAAAGGGGACAUUACACCAGCAGUGAACGGUAUGGUACUCGUAGAAAGUCAUACAAUGAUGUCUAUUUGACCUCUGUGCUGGAGCGCAAGGCAAGGGGCCAGGGAGAAUGCGGUGGGCGGGUUGAUGAGGACAGUGACACGCCAUCAAAGAGCUCCAAGAAGAACAGUGACUGUUACUACAGUAGAUCAAGCAAUCGACCCGAGGAGGAUGAGUCCUUGCCUCCGUACUGUGAGGUAGAUCGCUGCCGGACUGAAGAACCUGCGGAACAAGAACGCUGUCGGACCAUGGAGCCGGCCACGAGGCCGUUCUCUUACACUCGCCCUAAUCAAAGCAUGUCCCACACUCUGCAGGACCUCAGGGAGGACAAGAACAAACCCAGAAAAUUGACCACUCAUCUAAGCAGAGACUCCCUCAUUGUCUGAAGCUCUUGAGUAUCCACGUCGCUGAUCACACUGGACUCGCAUCGUACUAUUGACAUGCACCUACAGGGACAUGCACAAAACAGCAUGAAUGUAUACCAUGUACAUCAGAGAAAUAAUGACACUGGAGUCAAUCAGCAUGUGUGUGUGUGUGUGUGUGUGUGUGUGUGCAUAAAAAUGCAUGUGCGUUUCAUUUAUGAAUGCAUGCUUGUGUCAGUUUGUUUAAAGCCGGCAAAUCAUUCAUCUUUUUUUGGACCUAUCAGUAUUGAUCUCUUCCUGCCCUUAAUCAGAGAACAAAUGGGCAGUGAAUCCUCUCUCAGCUGCACAAAACCCUAUAGACUGAAAAGACCUCAUAAAACCUUGUUUUCAUUUCUUUCUUGAUGAAGCCUUGAUAUUAAGUACUGUAUUUGUGUACCUUUUUUAUUAUUAUUAUUAUUAUUAUUAUUGUUUUAUGUUUGCACUAUAGAUUAAGUUUGCAUUUCAGUGUUAAUCGAGUCUCCCGCAUGGGGAGUAUGGAAUGAUUUUUGGUCAUAUGCUUUCGAGUAUUUCACUUGUUUGAAUUAAAAACUCUUGAUGUAAACACUUCCAUCUUUAAUGUUGUGU
Ictalurus furcatus (blue catfish) is the source of this 3412-nucleotide messenger RNA. RefSeq names its product immunoglobulin-like domain containing receptor 2 (gene ildr2b). Gene Ontology annotation, biological process: pancreas development. The transcript has 10 exons. Gene Ontology annotation, cellular component: membrane. Lineage: Eukaryota; Metazoa; Chordata; Actinopteri; Siluriformes; Ictaluridae. The coding region runs from base 851 to 2812 and encodes 653 amino acids. The record is from RefSeq and is a predicted model, not a curated record.